GCAGUCCCCUUUUUCUCAUUCAAUUCCCUCCAAAAUCAUGGGGCAUUAAAAUGGGAACCGCGUCAACAAACAAAACCACCCAAAAUAGUCGGCCGUGACAACGUCGUCUCAAUCCUAUUCUUAGUUAACUUCUUUAUAUCUUCUCAAUCCUCUUUAUAUUCACAGCAACCUAAGUUGUCAUACAUUCCGAUCCCUGGGAAUUUUCAGUCUGUCAUUAUUGUUCCAUUUCAGGAUUACGUUGCUGACGGUUUCUUCGUAGAUUCAGAAUUGAAUAGAGAGUGAUUAUAGUUUGGGUUUAGUUGGUUAAUUAAGUAGUGUGUGCAUGGCGCAACUACCGCCCAAGGGCCCCUCCAUGACGCAGAAUUGGCCGUCGUCUUUUCCGUUCCAAGCAAUGCCGCUGUCGACGUCCUCCGCAGCAGCAGCGCAGCAGAACCCCUGGGUCGAUGAGUUCCUCGACUUCUCCUCCGCCAGGAGAAACUUCCACCGCCGCUCCGUCAGUGACCCCAUCGCGUUCGUGGAGGCUCCCUUCAUGGACGAGUGCCGCGGCGGCGCGUUGAUGACGUGCAGCAACAACGGUAACGGUAACGCCAACAACGGGUUUGACAGGCUGGAUGACGAGCAGCUGACGUCCAUGUUCCCCGACGAUUCCUCCGCCGCCGCUGCGGCGGCCACCGCUCCGUCGUCUAAUCCUUCGACGACGUCAUCGGAUCAAAUAAGCGAAAACGAGGAAAAACCCCAAACCCGCCGCCACGAAAUUCAGCCCAAGAAUGAACCGGGAGAGGUGGUUGACAGCUCAUACAAAACCCAACCGGCUCAACCCGCCACUAGACCGUCGCCCGCCAAUGAUUCCGGAGAUACUUCCAAUGCCAUAGUAGAUCCAAAGAGGAUUAAGAGGAUUUUAGCUAAUCGACAAUCAGCUCAGAGAUCAAGAGUCAGAAAGCUGCAAUACAUUUCAGAGCUGGAAAGGAGUGUAACCACAUUGCAAACUGAGGUAUCGGCAUUGUCACCAAGGGUUGCGUUUCUGGACCAUCAAAGGCUGAUUCUAAAUGUGGAUAACAGUGCUCUUAAACAGCGGAUUGCAGCCUUAGCUCAAGACAAAAUUUUCAAAGAUGCUCACCAGGAGGCGUUGAAGAAGGAGAUAGAAAGGCUGAGGCAGAUCUACCAUGAACAGAAUCUGAAGAACACGACUGCCGGUAACAAUGGCGACGGCGAAGAAGCAGCGGCGCCGGCGGCGCAACAAGAUGGCUUGCAGCAGCAGCAGUGAUGAAGAAGAUGCGGUGCACUGUGCUAAACUGCGCCAUCACGUGGCAUGUUCCCAUCCCAUCCCAUCCAAGCUUUUUUUAUAAAUCUAAAAUAUUUCAUGGUGGGCCAUGUCCCUGUCAUCAGUAGCUUUGGUGUAGAUUUUUUAUUUUUAUUUUUUUGAUUGCUCAGUGUUUUAAGAACCCACAUGAUAUGAGUGGGGAUAACCAACAUUUCAUUUUCAUUAUUAUUUUUUUUUCCCCACUUUUAUUUUAUUUUUUUCUUUGACGUUAGAUUUAAUAUUGAAUUCGUUAAUUGGUUCCUUGGGGUAUGUAAUGUAACCUUAGCCUGUAUGAAUUGGGAUGAAAAGGGUUAUGAUGUUUGUGUACUUUAAUUUUGUGGAGCAUGGACCGUUAUUAUUGAUGCAUAGGGUCAAAAGUUUUGUAUUGCCUUUAAUUGCAACAUGUAUGAUUCAUUAUUAA
Molecule: messenger RNA, 1721 nt
Organism: Ipomoea nil (Japanese morning glory)
Lineage: Eukaryota; Viridiplantae; Streptophyta; Magnoliopsida; Solanales; Convolvulaceae
Product: basic leucine zipper 34-like
Exons: 4
Coding region: 323-1264 (313 amino acids)
Biological process (GO): positive regulation of DNA-templated transcription
Cellular component (GO): nucleus
Molecular function (GO): DNA binding; DNA-binding transcription factor activity
Source: RefSeq, a predicted model, not a curated record